This is a messenger RNA of Lasiodiplodia theobromae, 2040 nucleotides long. Its product is annotated as Nad+ kinase protein. Lineage: Eukaryota; Fungi; Ascomycota; Dothideomycetes; Botryosphaeriales; Botryosphaeriaceae. Gene Ontology annotation, biological process: NAD+ metabolic process; NADP+ biosynthetic process. The record is from RefSeq and is a predicted model, not a curated record. The transcript has a single exon. Gene Ontology annotation, molecular function: NAD+ kinase activity. The coding region runs from base 1 to 2040 and encodes 679 amino acids.
AUGGCCGCCGAGCCCGACACAAAUCCCGGCUCCGCACUGGACGCCCGUAGAAUCCAGCUUCCGCCUUCCACGCCCACGCCCACCUCUUUAUCCAUCGAAGACGCCCUCACCCGCCCCGAUCACCAUGGCCCCCCAGAAAUCCAACCGUCCCAGCCCGUCCCGCCCACCACACGGCUGAGGAGCUCCUCAACACCCGCACGCCACCAGCGCUUGCCCUCUCCCACGCCCCAGCUCCCCACCGGAGAUAGCCUUAUUUGCGCUGCCCACUCUGAGACCUCACCACUCGUAUCUCCGCCGCUGGAUGUAAGCGGACAAACCCCGAGGGCUUCCGCCUUUAUUGAAGAAGACGACGAGCGCUCCAGCACACCCGUCGCCGUCCACAGCCUCGCCGCGCCUUCGUGCCCUCCGCCUCAACUUGAGCAGCGGCCCCACAAGUCGUUCCGCGAGCGCCGACAUCGCAAGAACGCCGUCUCCAUCGACUCGGUUCCGCGACAGACCAUCAUGAAGGCUCUUGCGUCGCGCCCGCCGCCAACCUCCAACAUGUCCAUUGCCUCCUCCAUCAACGGCUUGUUGCAGAACAACCGCGACCGCGAACGCGAGCAGCAACAGCAGCAGCAGCAGCAAGACUCACAGACCCGCCCCGGCCUUUCGCGGAAGCGCCUCUCGGGCGCGCUUGCGGACCUAACUUUGAACCCUGAGUGCCUGACGGCCAGCAGGAUCACUGCCCUGGCCUCGCCGUGUUUCUUCCACAAGAAAUUCGAUGCUGCCGUCAACAUUGACAAGGUGCUGGAAGAGAUCCGCGAGGACGACGGCAUGUCGCACUCGCGCCUCCUGCAGACAGCCACGGGCGUGCGCGAGGUUUCCAAGCAGCUGCAGCGCCGCCCCGUAAAGAUUCCCGUCAAGAACGUCAUGAUUGUUACCAAGGCCCGCGACAACCAGCUUGUCGACCUCACACACGAGCUGGCUGACUGGCUGCUCACCACACCGCGACACGGCCGCGACGUCGGCGUCAACGUCUACGUCGACCACAAGCUGCGCAAUUCGAGGCGAUUCGACGCUGCAGGCUUGUUAGCCAAGGACGAACGUUUCGGCAACAUGCUACGCUACUGGACUCCGGAACUCUGUCUCUCAAUGCCCGAGAAGUUCGACCUGGUGCUCACUCUCGGCGGCGAUGGAACCGUGCUGUACACGAGCUGGCUGUUCCAGCGCAUUGUGCCGCCGAUCCUGUCGUUCAGUCUCGGAAGUCUCGGCUUCCUGACCAACUUCGAGUUCAACAGCUACAAGGAGCAGCUGUCGCGCGUCAUGGGCGAUGCGGGCAUGCGCGUCAACCUGCGCAUGCGUUUCACCUGCACCGUCUACCGCGCGAACCCCAGCCACGAUGCCUCGGACCCGGAGUCGCCGUCGCACCUGGAGGCCGAGCAGUACGAGGUCCUCAACGAGCUGGUUAUCGACCGCGGACCUAGCCCAUAUGUGUCAAACCUGGAGUUGUACGGCGAGAACGAGCUGCUCACGAUCGUGCAGGCGGAUGGUUGUAUCUUCUCGACUCCCACGGGAAGCACGGCCUAUUCGCUUUCGGCAGGCGGCUCGCUGGUGCAUCCGGACAUCCCUGCCAUCCUCCUGACGCCGAUCUGCCCUCAUACGCUCUCGUUCCGGCCGAUGCUACUCAAUGACAGUAUGUUGCUCCGCGUGGCGGUUCCGCGCAAUAGCCGCGCGACAGCAUACUGCGCCUUCGACGGCAAGGGGCGUGUGGAGCUGCGGCAAGGCGAUCACGUUACGAUUGCGGCGUCGCAGUAUCCUUUCCCCACGGUGCUUAGUCGGCCGACGGAGUGGUUCGACAGCCUCGGUAGGACGCUCCGCUGGAACACGCGCGGCGCGCAGCAGAAGGCGUGGGACGGGGCUGACGAGAAGGGGGCGGGCGAGGAGAAGUUCGACAUUGACAUCGACGACGACGACCCGGGCCGGGAUUCCGGGUACAGCGCGGCGACGUCGUCGGCGGGUAACAGCAGCCCGGUGAGGAGAGGGAGCGGGCUGUGGGCUUAG